GAAGGAGUAAGUAAUCAGCCAAUACCACAGGCUGGCGUUUGUCACAUACCCUACGCAGAUUUGUAAACUUCAAUCUUGUUUUAAAAAGUUAACUGCGUUGAUGAGCCAAUCCGUAUGGUAGUAUGUUUUAGUAAACUGUUCACGUAACGUCCCGUUUAGAUGCCCGUGAAAACACUGACGUCAAAGUCACCUAAAAAGCUUCACGAGGAUAUGGGUAUGGCGAUAUUUGAAAAAUUGAAAAAGUGUCUAGCCUUGUCUCGCUUAAAGUAAAACUAUUGCAGUUCUCCGGAUUGUCAGACAGCAAGAAUGCACCAAGGUCCAAAAAGAUGGAGGAGAAAGCAUUAGAAGUAUACGAUGUUAUUCGCACGAUUCGAGACCCUGAGAAGCCUAACACGUUGGAGGAACUGGAUGUUGUGACGGAGAAAUGUGUUGAGGUCCAAGAUCUUGGAGAGGACGAAUACCUCAUCAUUAUCAAGUUCUCCCCAACUGUCCCCCACUGCUCUCUGGCUACACUAAUCGGCCUGUGCUUACAAGUUAAACUGCAGAGAUGCUUGCCGUUUAAACACAAGUUGGAAAUUUACAUUUCUGAAGGAACUCAUUCUACUGAGGAAGAUAUUAACAAACAGAUCAACGACAAGGAGAGAGUAGCAGCUGCUAUGGAGAACCCCAACCUGCGGGAGAUCGUGGAGCAGUGUGUUACUGAACCUGAUGACUGAGCCAAGGGACUGACUUCUCAGGACUUUAGUAUUAAUUAGCCAACGAAUGGAAACAUUUUGCUAUUGUGUGCCCUAAUGAAUACGACCCAGCCAUCAGCUUAAAAUCCUAGUCAUCAUGGA
Coregonus clupeaformis (lake whitefish) is the source of this 836-nucleotide messenger RNA. Its product is annotated as cytosolic iron-sulfur assembly component 2A. The transcript has 5 exons. The coding region runs from base 327 to 716 and encodes 129 amino acids. NCBI's taxonomy places the organism in Eukaryota, Metazoa, Chordata, Actinopteri, Salmoniformes, Salmonidae. The record is from RefSeq and is a predicted model, not a curated record.